Cebus imitator (Panamanian white-faced capuchin) is the source of this 4251-nucleotide messenger RNA. It is a transcript of the gene RASGRF2, whose product is annotated as Ras protein specific guanine nucleotide releasing factor 2. The transcript is spliced from 24 exons. Lineage: Eukaryota; Metazoa; Chordata; Mammalia; Primates; Cebidae. Bases 781 to 4236 code for a protein of 1151 amino acids. Gene Ontology annotation, biological process: Ras protein signal transduction; positive regulation of GTPase activity. The record is from RefSeq and is a predicted model, not a curated record. Gene Ontology annotation, cellular component: plasma membrane. Gene Ontology annotation, molecular function: guanyl-nucleotide exchange factor activity; protein binding.
GUGCAAAUGUGCGAGCAUUGUGUUUGUGUGCAUUUGUGAGUGUAUAUUUUUGUGCAUCUGAGUGUGUGUGUUGUGGAUCUGGGUGAAUGUACUGGUCUGCGUGUGUGUGGGUGUGCGUGUGUGUGCGCGCGUUGUGCGCGAGUGUGCGAGCGCGCGUGUGAGCGGGUGUGUGGUGCGUCCGGGGGCCUCCACCUUCCCGAUCCGCCCCAUCCCGGCGGGCGCCUGAGCAGAGGCAGUAGCCCGGGCCGGGGCGGGCGAGGGAGAGACGCGCGCCGGGGCGAGCGGGCUGCGCCACCGCCGGCGCCGCGCCGACUUUGCCCUUUAAAUCGCUCUCCAAGCCGAUUACAGCUGAGCUCCCACGUGACGUUUUACCUUCUGUCUCCCGGAGCGCGUUGCCCGAGGACAGUCCUUUCCCGGCUGCCGCCCCAGCCCGCCGCGGGGGCUCGCCUCCCGCAACUUUGGGCGAAGCGGCGGCCGGCUAGGGCGCCCUCGCGGGGCCGCGCUCCACGCGGGCGUCGGAGGCUCUGGGGGCUCCGGGGGCUCGGCCGCGAGGGUGGCGGUCAGGGCGGAGAGCGUGCCCUGGCCCCAGCCCGCGCCCCUGGCACCGCGCGCCGCCGCCUGCCGAAAGCGGCCGGGGUGCCCUGAGCGCGGCGUUGGGAAAGGGGGCGCCCUUCGCCGGCCGGGACCUGAGCGGGCGCGCCCUCGAGGGAGCCGGCCGGGCCAUGGCCGCGAGGCAGGGGUGAGGCGGGCGGACGCCCGCGCGCCCCGCGCGCCCGCACCAUGCAGAAGAGCGUGCGCUACAACGAGGGGCACGCCCUGUACCUGGCCUUCCUGGCGCGCAAGGAGGGCACCAAGCGCGGCUUCCUGAGUAAGAAGACGGCCGAGGCGAGCCGCUGGCACGAGAAGUGGUUCGCCCUCUACCAGAAUGUGCUCUUCUACUUCGAGGGCGAGCAGAGCUGCCGCCCGGCGGGCAUGUACCUCCUGGAGGGCUGCAGCUGCGAACGAACGCCCGCGCCACCCAGGGCCGGCGCCGGGCCGGGAGGCGUCCGGGACGCUCUGGACAAGCAGUAUUACUUUACUGUUCUUUUUGGCCAUGAAGGUCAGAAACCACUGGAGCUGCGCUGUGAGGAGGAGCAGGAUGGUAAAGAGUGGAUGGAGGCCAUUCACCAAGCAAGUUAUGCAGACAUUUUGAUUGAGAGGGAAGUAUUAAUGCAGAAGUACAUUCAUCUAGUUCAGAUCGUAGAGACAGAAAAAAUUGCAGCUAACCAACUCCGACAUCAACUUGAAGAUCAAGACACAGAAAUCGAAAGGCUUAAAUCAGAGAUUAUUGCUCUUAAUAAAACCAAAGAACGAAUGCGACCUUACCAAAGCAACCAAGAAGAUGAAGAUCCAGACAUCAAGAAGAUUAAAAAGGUCCAGAGCUUCAUGCGAGGAUGGUUGUGCAGAAGGAAAUGGAAGACCAUCGUGCAGGAUUACAUUUGUUCUCCUCAUGCUGAAAGUAUGAGGAAGAGAAACCAGAUUGUGUUCACCAUGGUGGAGGCAGAGUCAGAGUACGUUCACCAGCUCUACAUCCUGGUCAAUGGCUUUCUCCGGCCCCUGCGUAUGGCUGCCAGCUCUAAGAAGCCUCCCAUCAGCCACGAUGACGUCAGCAGUAUUUUCCUCAACAGUGAAACAAUCAUGUUUCUUCAUGAAAUAUUUCAUCAAGGACUAAAGGCAAGGAUAGCAAACUGGCCCACUUUAAUUUUAGCUGAUCUAUUUGAUAUUUUGCUCCCCAUGCUGAACAUUUAUCAAGAAUUUGUGCGUAAUCACCAGUACAGCCUCCAAGUUCUCGCCAAUUGUAAGCAAAACAGAGAUUUUGACAAACUCUUAAAACAGUAUGAAGCCAAUCCGGCCUGUGAGGGGAGGAUGCUGGAAACAUUCUUGACCUAUCCAAUGUUUCAGAUCCCCAGAUACAUCAUCACACUGCAUGAGCUCCUUGCUCACACACCCCAUGAGCAUGUGGAAAGGAAAAGCCUGGAGUUUGCCAAAUCAAAGCUAGAGGAACUGUCCAGAGUAAUGCACGAUGAAGUGAGUGACACUGAAAACAUAAGGAAAAACCUUGCCAUCGAAAGAAUGAUCGUGGAGGGCUGUGACAUCUUGCUGGACACCAGCCAAACGUUCAUCCGCCAAGGUUCUCUUAUUCAAGUACCUUCCGUUGAGAGGGGGAAACUUAGUAAAGUUCGCCUGGGUUCGUUGUCUUUGAAAAAGGAAGGAGAGAGACAGUGCUUCUUAUUUACAAAACACUUUUUAAUAUGUACAAGAAGUUCAGGAGGGAAGCUUCAUCUGCUCAAGACAGGUGGGGUUCUGUCUCUAAUAGACUGCACGUUGAUUGAAGAGCCAGAUGCAAGUGAUGAUGACUCCAAAGGUUCUGGGCAAGUGUUUGGGCACCUGGAUUUUAAAAUAGUGGUGGAGCCUCCCGACGCUGCCUCCUUCACUGUCGUCUUGUUAGCACCUUCACGCCAGGAGAAAGCCGCCUGGAUGAGCGACAUCAGUCAGUGUGUGGACAAUAUACGAUGUAAUGGUUUAAUGACUAUAGUAUUUGAAGAGAAUUCCAAAGUCACUGUGCCACAUAUGAUUAAGUCUGAUGCCCGUCUUCAUAAAGAUGACACUGACAUCUGCUUCAGUAAAACGCUCAACUCCUGCAAGGUGCCCCAGAUCCGUUAUGCCAGCGUGGAGCGCCUCUUGGAACGACUGACAGACUUGCGGUUUCUUAGUAUCGACUUCCUCAACACUUUUCUGCACACCUAUCGUAUUUUCACUACUGCCGCUGUGGUGCUGGGGAAACUCUCCGACAUAUACAAGAGGCCUUUCACCUCCAUCCCUGUCAGGUCAUUGGAAUUGUUUUUUGCUACCAGCCAGAACAACAGAGGUGAACACUUGGUGGAUGGAAAAUCUCCACGUCUGUGUCGCAAAUUCUCUUCCCCACCACCACUGGCUGUGUCCAGAACAUCUUCCCCAGUGAGGGCCAGAAAGCUGUCUUUGACUUCUCCCUUGAACUCAAAGAUAGGAGCAUUGGACCUGACGACUUCCAGCAGUCCCACCACCACCACCCAGAGCCCUGCUGCCUCUCCACCGCCACACACUGGUCAAAUACCACUGGAUCUCAGCAGAGCCCUCUCUUCUCCAGAGCAAAGCCCGGGAUCGGUGGAAGAGAAUGUCGAUAACCCCCGCGUGGAUCUGUGUAACAAGCUAAAACGAAGUAUUCAAAAAGCAGUCCUAGAGUCUGCACCAGCGGACCGAGCAGGAGUGGAAAGCUCCCCUGCAGCGGACGCCACAGAACUCUCACCUUGCAGAUCCCCCUCAACUCCCCGGCACCUCCGCUACCGCCAGCCUGGAGGACAGACAGCUGACAAUGCCCACUGCUCUGUUUCACCGGCCUCUGCUUUUGCAAUAGCCACAGCUGCAGCAGGACAUGGGAGUCCACCGGGCUUUAACAACACGGAGAGAACGUGUGAUAAAGAGUUCAUCAUACGGAGAACGGCUACCAAUCGAGUGCUGAAUGUCCUCCGUCACUGGGUCUCAAAGCAUGCACAGGAUUUUGAACUCAACAAUGAACUAAAGAUGAAUGUCCUAAAUUUGCUAGAAGAAGUUUUGCGAGACCCAGACCUUCUUCCCCAAGAAAGGAAAGCCACCGCGAAUAUCCUCAGGGCCCUUUCACAAGAUGAUCAAGAUGACAUCCACCUAAAAUUAGAGGAUAUAAUUCAAAUGACUGACUGCAUGAAGGCCGAAUGCUUUCAGUCCUUGUCGGCCAUGGAGCUGGCUGAACAGAUCACCCUCCUGGACCACAUCAUUUUCAGAAGCAUUCCCUACGAGGAGUUUCUUGGGCAGGGGUGGAUGAAGCUGGACAAAAACGAAAGAACGCCUUACAUCAUGAAAACCAGCCAACACUUUAAUGACAUGAGUAACCUGGUGGCCUCCCAGAUAAUGCACUAUGCUGAUGUCAGCUCCCGUGCCAACGCCAUUGAGAAAUGGGUGGCAGUGGCCGACAUCUGCCGAUGCCUGCACAACUACAACGGUGUGCUGGAGAUCACCUCGGCCUUAAACAGAAGUGCCAUCUACAGGCUGAAGAAAACCUGGGCCAAGGUCUCUAAGCAGACAAAAGCUCUAAUGGACAAACUUCAAAAGACGGUUUCCUCUGAAGGAAGAUUUAAAAAUCUUAGAGAAACCCUUAAAAAGUAUGUCUGUCUUAAUUAUUAAUUUAUUCAUAAUUCA